Molecule: messenger RNA, 1251 nt
Organism: Saccostrea cuccullata (small rock oyster)
Lineage: Eukaryota; Metazoa; Mollusca; Bivalvia; Ostreida; Ostreidae
Product: temptin-like
Exons: 3
Coding region: 109-621 (170 amino acids)
Source: RefSeq, a predicted model, not a curated record
GUCACACCUACUGAAAUGUUAUGCAUAGAUAUACCAAAAAUAUAAAGCACUUCGGUGCAAGCCAUAACUUUUUAUCUUAAAUAUAUAUACCUGCUGAAACAAGUGAUUAUGGCAGCCUGUGGACUAUUACGAAUUCUGUUAUGUGUUGGAUUUACUUGUGUCUAUGUAGUUGUGUCCUUUCCAUUUUUUGCGGAUCACCAUCUGCCGUCCAAUAUGGCCCCUGUUAACUGUGGCGGAAACAGAACAGUGUAUAUAGUUACAGCUAUUGGACAUCGGUUAUGUGGAGAGGAUUAUUUUUACAUAAAAAAAGACAAACUGAAUCAAUUCGGAAAAGAUUUUAAAGAUUCCAAGUAUGACUGGCCAACAUUGUGUAAGAUGGACUCGGAUAACGAUAACCGCACAAACGGAGAGGAACUAGGCGACCCAGAAUGCAUCUGGAAUAAUCAUUACACGACAGAGGCGGUCAGUCAUCCAGGUUAUGCUGAGGACGAGAUUCUAGAUGACGCUGGCAACGUUACUUACGUCAUAAAGAACUGGGAGGAGGAAGAGGCAUGUGGAAACAUUGUUAAGAUAGGGUGUUCGCAAUACACCCACGGAAAGGGGAUUACCACAAAAGAAUAAAAACUAGCAAACCAAAGUGCAACCCGAGUGAGCUUCAUUAGCACAUUGGAGACAUUAAUGUGAAUUUGACAACUGAAUUGUGCCUUUGCAUUGUUAAUUAUCAAUCGCCAAGAAGUGCAAAGACAAUGAUUUGUUAUAAACAAUUAACAAGUACAAGCGAACGCCCUCAUUUAUAGAUAUGCUUUAGACUAAUCUUAACGUUGUGGAAUAUAAUGGUAUAUUAUGACGUUUCUGUACAACAGUUCAUAAUAUUCAGAUUUCGUCAUCGUUGAAAUGUAAAAUAACACAAAAAUCCCCUCUUCUUUCGUGUUUUAGGAACUUUUAUUAUUAUUUCUGCAUUUAGGAUCUUGUGGUUUAUUGAUUAACUAGUUGCCAGAAGAUGUGACACUGUUUACAAUUUUAAUGUUAACAGUGCAAUUUAUACAAAGUAUAUGAAAUUUUAAUAUAUGUGGCUUUCAGGCCUUAAUUUGAUUACUAAUCUUUUACAUUGUUGUCAUUUUCUGCAAAAAAGUUUAAGUGAAAAUUGUAUUCAAAGUGUUGUCAUUUCAAAGUGAAAACACACUUCGAGACCCCGGUGUGUUUUUUUCAAACAAUACAUAUUAUAAAUAAAUUAUUUAUUACUUUUCUUCA